AUGCGUUAUCAGAAUUGGGAUGUUCUCAUGUUUCCACAUGAAUUAUGCAAGAUCCCAAUGCAAGAGUUUAAAACUUCCUGUCAAGUUGUUCAGGACCACGAAGUCCAUUAUUCUCAGAGCACUGCUCUACUAAUGCCUACGGUUACCUGUUUCAUUCCAAGCUUGGCUGCUGGAGAGCCCUUCCGAAUCUCUAUCCAUUCUUGGCAAAAUCCCGAAGCCAGCCGUUAUGUACAACACAUCAGCAAUAGAAAUGCGGAACAUGUUAUGUUUGAAGCUCGUGUAUUUGUGGAUGGACAGAUCGCUGGUACCAAGCUCUUUCAUCGAAACGGCCCCUGGCCAACAGUUCUCGAAACUAGUGUUGAGCUCGAUAAACAGGGAGAUUGCAAAAAACUCGAGUUUCCUGCCUUCCAUCGAGAACUUCUAUCGCAAAGUUAUUGGAACCCGGGAGACGACCUCGGGCGUGUAAAGGUAGUGGUAUCGGAAGGUAUUCCAAGAGAUAAUAUUUCUAUGCCAUACGAGCGUAUCAAGAACUUAGUAGCUUUCUCGUUUCAACAUGCUCCAUUAGACGUCUUGGAAGCUUCUUCAAUCGCAUGGCCAAAUGCGACCAUGUGGCGUCAGGUAUCUCUUGUUGCACCUAUCUACAAUCAGCAUCCAUCGCCAAAAAGGGUUGAAGAGGAUCACGAGGCUCAUGCCCAUUCUCCACGGAAGUCACAAAACAUUGGUUUCUUGUCUUCGCAGUCCAACUGUAUGCCACCACCAGCGGCACCAUUCUCAAAACCUCCAAGUUUCGACCCAUUCACUUCUGACUCAGCACGUCCUGCCUUUGCAGGCUGGCGUCGUCAAGGAGUCUCAACCGAUACUUCUAUGCCAGAUCUUUCAAGUGAUUCUAGUGGACAGGCAGGUAGUAUUCGAAAUGUAUCAGAUCCUAUGAUAAUCGAGAAGGCAUCUCGAAAUAAUGACAUGCAGAGUAUCGGCGCAUACGAAUCUCUCUGUGAAGCAUUAUUGCCACCUGUACCUGUUAACACACCACAGAAUGAAUCUGAAAUGACGUCGGCAAACACAGUUUCACUUCGACAGUCAUCUUUGCAAAGGGGAUCUAGCAGAGUCGGCCCCGGCGAUCGUGUACCAAUACCACGCGCAAUCGGUGCACUGGAUGCACCCGAAGGACUAGUAUCUCAAAUUGAAGAGGCUCGACUCCGUGACUCCAGAAGAAUGAGCUCUUCUUCGAUGAGUUGCGCCAACAAGGAAAAUGAAAGUCGAAGUCCAGCAGCCCCAUCGGAAAUCACUGGCCCUAACAAUCAGCGAACUGCAAGCGAUGGCUCAUCUAGAAGAACGUCUAAUCUUUUUACAUCCACCAAUGUAAUUGGCACUAAAAGACAAAGGAACGUUACUCCCGCAUCUUCAAAGGCGAUUGAUGAUGAGGAUGAGCCAAGAUCCUCUCCCUCGUUGAGAAAGGUCUCGAGGCAAUCGAAUGCCAGUGGGAAUGGGAGGGGAAAGGAUAUUGAAAGAAGAGUUUUGAGUGCCGUUGAUAAUGCUUAA
Molecule: messenger RNA, 1539 nt
Organism: Botrytis byssoidea
Lineage: Eukaryota; Fungi; Ascomycota; Leotiomycetes; Helotiales; Sclerotiniaceae
Exons: 5
Coding region: 1-1539 (512 amino acids)
Source: RefSeq, a predicted model, not a curated record